Trichoderma breve is the source of this 897-nucleotide messenger RNA. RefSeq lists its product as uncharacterized. The transcript has 2 exons. NCBI's taxonomy places the organism in Eukaryota, Fungi, Ascomycota, Sordariomycetes, Hypocreales, Hypocreaceae. Bases 1 to 897 code for a protein of 298 amino acids. The record is from RefSeq and is a predicted model, not a curated record.
AUGAGCCAUUCUGGUAUGGGUACACAAUCAGGAAAUACCUCAGAAGGUGGGAGGAAAGAUGAGGCCGAAGUGGCGAAUCCUAGAGUUCGACGAAAGCUGCAGAAUCGUUUGAAUCAGAGAGUUUCUAGAGAGCGCAAGCUACGGCGAGAGGAACUGGCAGGGAUCCAGCGGAGAUCCCGAGGUCGCCCUAGGACGGAUGUUCAACCUGUCAAUCGUCGCGUCUCCUCGGUGCCGACGUCACAAAGCACCAGCAGGUGUGCUGAUGGCGAAACAAGUAUUGAGCUCAUUGGACUCCCGCCUGGAACCUCUUCUCUAUCUCAGCCUGCCCUGGUGUGUUUCCUUGACAGUGCUCAGACCAGGGCGGUUAUGGAUCGGCUGGCCUACGCUGUGAAUUGUAGUCUCUUACAAGGCAAUCCAACGUCUGACCUACUCCUAUCUGUGACACAGCUCAAUAGCUUCCGGGCUAUCAAGUACAACAUGGAUGUACUUAAUCUCAAUUUGGAGAUAAUAAAAGAUCAAAAUGCAAUCUCGUACUUCAAUGCACCAGCUGCAACAUUCAACACAUAUUCCGUACCACCGAGCCUUCACCCAACAAGUCUUCAAAAAUCUCAGGUUCAUCAUCCUUACAUCGAUCCUCUACCCAUUCCAUCGCUCCGAGAUGCUCUCUUACGCUAUGAGGGGCUUUACAAUGACUACGAUUUCUGUAGAGACAUGAUUGGGGAUGUCGGGAAAGCUGGUAUUAUGGUUUGGGGAGAUCCUUGGGAUCCGUAUGGUUUGGAAGUGUCAGAGAGCUUUGCUAACAAGUGGUUGUGGCUUUUGAAGAGUUGCCACGAGGUGCUUGUCUCGACCAAUUACUGGCGAGCGCAGCGUGGAGAAGCUGACUUGUUUUUUCUCUGA